This is a messenger RNA of Plasmodium vinckei vinckei, 822 nucleotides long. RefSeq names its product nucleic acid binding protein, putative. The record is from RefSeq and is a predicted model, not a curated record. Bases 1 to 822 code for a protein of 273 amino acids. Gene Ontology annotation, molecular function: nucleic acid binding. Lineage: Eukaryota; Apicomplexa; Aconoidasida; Haemosporida; Plasmodiidae. Gene Ontology annotation, cellular component: DNA replication factor A complex; chromosome, telomeric region; site of double-strand break. Gene Ontology annotation, biological process: DNA replication; nucleotide-excision repair; double-strand break repair via homologous recombination. The transcript has a single exon.
AUGGAUAUGAACUUUGGGUUUGGAAAUGAUUCAUUUUUUGAACAAGGAAAUAGAUCAACAGACAAGGAAGAAGUUGAAGAGAUAAGUAAAACAGGAUCUAAUGAAAUCGGGAGAGGAAGUGGUAAAAUCGAUGACGAAAAAGAACUUCCUAAAGAACUUUGUGCACCUAUAACAAUUAAACUAUUAUUAAAUAAAAUGAUGAAUAGUGAAAAUUUUGAAAUUCAUAAUUUUCAAAUAAGUGGUAUUAUUAUAUUCGGUAAAAUAACAAAAGUUAAAGAAUUAGCUAGUGCAAUUAUUUUUGAAAUAUGUGAUUAUACUGGUACUAUAGAAGCUAAAUAUAAUAAAGAUGCAAAGAAUGAUAAAAUAAAAAAUCAUAUUGAAAAUUUACAAAUUAAUGAUCAUGUUAAAGUAGUAGGAGGUGUUUAUUCUCCUGAAAGUAAAACAGAACAAGUACAAAUUAGUAUAUCAUAUAUAAAUAAAGUUGAUGAUUGGGUAUCUUAUUUUUCAUAUUUUACAUCAGAUAUUAUAUAUUGUUAUUUAAAAUUAUUAAAAUUAAAAAAUAUAAAUUUAUCAAAUGGUAUAAAUAAUCAAGAAAAACCAUGGUCCCACAUUAAUUUAGAUUCAUAUUAUAAUCAAAUGGAUGAAGUAGAUUCAGACAUUAUAAAAUAUUUACAUACAACUAAUGAAAAAUAUGCAAAUCAAGAAGACAUUUUUAAUAACCUUAGAAAAUAUCAUUCAGAAAUUAAUAUUAAAAAAUCUCUUACCAAACUUAUUGAACAAUAUGAUUUAGCCCAAUAUGAAGAUAUCAUAAGUAUUCCAUAA